Molecule: messenger RNA, 2206 nt
Organism: Juglans microcarpa x Juglans regia
Lineage: Eukaryota; Viridiplantae; Streptophyta; Magnoliopsida; Fagales; Juglandaceae
Product: heat shock 70 kDa protein 4-like
Exons: 2
Coding region: 506-2017 (503 amino acids)
Biological process (GO): cellular response to unfolded protein; protein refolding
Cellular component (GO): cytoplasm
Molecular function (GO): ATP hydrolysis activity; ATP binding; ATP-dependent protein folding chaperone
Source: RefSeq, a predicted model, not a curated record
GUCCGAAUUCAAUGAUACUUUCUCUACCUGGUGAGCAAGAGAAAGGAAAAACUAAUAUAUAAAGACCCCGCGUCUUCUACCUUUCCAAUCUACUUCAAUAGUCUUGUGAUCGUUCUGGACGUCAAAAAUGGCCGACAGAAGGACAUUGCGCCCGGCGAUAGGGAUUGACCUGGGAACGACUUACUCUUGUGUUGGAGUGUGGCAACAUGAUAGAGUAGAGAUACUAGUUAAUGAUCAGGGAAAUCGAACGACGCCGUCAUGUGUUGCGUUCGCUGGGACACAACGCUUUGUCGGUGAUGCCGCCAAGAACCAGGUCGCCAUGAACCCCAUCAACUCCAUCUUUGAUUCAAAACGGUUGAUUGGUAGGAGAUUCAGUGAUCCCUUGGUUCAGAGUGAUAUUAACUUAUGGCCAUUCAAGGUCAUUGAAGGUUCCAAUGACCAGCCUAUGAUCAAGGUCAAUUACAUGGGUGAAAGGAGGAUAUUUACUGCCGUGGAAAUCUCAUAGAUGGUCCUUCUCAAGAUGCGGAUCACUGCCGAGUCUUACCUGGGCAUGCCUGUAGAAAAUGCAGUUGUUACUGUCCCCGCCUACUUCAAUGAUGCGCAGCGUAAGGCUACAAUGGAUGCUGGCCGCAUUGCAGGCCUGAAAGUCAUGCGGAUUCUGAAUGAACCAACAGCAGCUGCGAUUGCUUAUGGCAUUGACAAGUUGGGUAGUAGCAUUCGUAAGAGAAAUGUGUUGAUCUUCGACUUGGGCGGUGGUACGGCAGAUGUCUCACUUCUUACCAUUGAAGGGAGUGAAUUUAAAGUGAAGGCUGUUGCCGGAGAUACUCACCUUGGAGGUGAGGACUUUGACAACAGAAUGGUUAACCAUUGUGUAGAAGUAUUUAAAAGGAAGCACAAGAAAGACAUAAGUGGAAACGCCAAAACUAUGAGAAGGUUGAGAACUGAAUGCGAGAGAGCUAAGAGAGUUCUUUCUUCUGCACUUGAUACUAAUAUUUCGGUGGAUGCACUGUAUGAGGGUAUUGAUUUCAGCUCAAAUAUCACUCGUUCCAAAUUUUCAGAACUCAAUAUGGAUUUCUUCAAGAAGUCUGUUAAGCUGGUGGAAAAAUGUUUGGCUGAUGCUAAGAUGGACAAGAGAAGUGUUCAUGAUGUUGUUCUUACGGGCGGUUCUUCCAGAAUACCAAAGGUCCAGCAGCUGUUGCAGGAAUUCUUUGACGGCAUGGAGCUUAAAAGGAGCCUGAACCCGGAUGAAGCCGUGGCUUAUGGAGCCUCUGUUCAAGCUGCAAUCAUGGCUGGUACGGGUAAUGAGAGAGUUCAAGACAUUGUGCUCGUAGAUGUCAUUCCUUUGUCCUUUGGGGUGGAGACUAGAAAUUGUACAAUGUCUGUGGUGAUUCCAAGGAAUACUACCAGUCCCACCAAGAUGACACGAAACUACACAACCGUCGAGGACAACCAAACUAGUAUUUUGUUCUCUGUUUACGAGGGUGAAAGAACAAGAGCUAAGGAUAAUUAUUUGUUGGGAGAAUUUAGGCUUUCUGGCAUUCCUGCUGCACCUAGGGGUAAGAUUACGGUCGUUGUCUCCUUUAAUAUUGACAUCAAUGGCAUCUUGAAGGUUUCUGCUCGGGAGAGCACCACUGGCGUGAGCCAAAAGAUCACCAUAACCAAUGACAAGGCGAGACUGCCCAUUGAAGAGAUUAAUAGGAUGAUCAAGGAUGCCGAGAAUUUCAAGGUUGAAGAUGAAAAGUACAAAGACAAGGCCAAGGCUAAGGGAGCUUUGGAGGAUUACGCCUACGACCUGAAAAGUAUUGUCAAAGAUAAGGAGAUUCGUGCCAAGCUUGAGCCCGAAAGUAAGAAGAAGAUUGAAGAUGCCAUUCGCCAGGUGACUCAAUGGUUAGAGGGUGUCCAGAGUGCCUCGGCAAAUGAGUAUAAGGAAAAGCUGAAAGUGACUAAAAAAGUCUGUGAUCCCAUCAUUGUGAAGAUCAAACAACAUAAGCAAUCGAGCAGCUCCUCUCGAAGAUAAUAGAGCUGACUGUUAUGAAUGCUAAGAGUCGGUCAAAUUGAACUCACUGCUAGUUGCAACGAUGUUGCCACUUUGUUUGUCCAACCUUUUAUUUGUCCAGUUUUAUUGCUGGUAUGUUUAAAUCUUGCACUGUUUGGUAUAGUUUGGAACGUUUAAAAUUUAUGCAUGGUUUGUAAUUUCUGGUUCUAA